Messenger RNA from Lagenorhynchus albirostris (white-beaked dolphin), 1011 nucleotides. RefSeq names its product cysteine rich hydrophobic domain 1 (gene CHIC1). The transcript is spliced from 6 exons. The record is from RefSeq and is a predicted model, not a curated record. Bases 87 to 752 code for a protein of 221 amino acids. Lineage: Eukaryota; Metazoa; Chordata; Mammalia; Artiodactyla; Delphinidae.
CUGCAUUUCGUUCCCCCUCCUCUUCCAGCACCUCAGCAGGUUCAAACUCUUCUGCGUGAGGGUGGCGGUGAUCGAAAGGUCACGUGAUGAGCAUCCUGCUGCCCAACAUGGCGGAGUUCGACACGAUCUCGGAACUGGAGGAGGAGGAAGAAGAAGCGGCAACGUCGUCGUCGUCGCCGUCGUCGUCGUCGUCGGUAUCGGGGCCCGACGAUGACGAGGAAGAUGAGGAGGAGGAGGAAGAAGAGGAGGAGGAGGAAGAAGAAGAGGAGCAGGUGGAGGAUACGCCGCCCCCGCCUCGGGUAGUGAGCGAAGAGCAUCUGCGGAGAUAUGCCCCCGACCCUGUAUUGGUGCGGGGCGCCGGCCACAUCACUGUGUUUGGCUUGAGCAACAAGUUUGAUACUGAAUUUCCCUCAGUUCUAACAGGGAAGGUGGCCCCAGAAGAAUUUAAGACCAGCAUUGGCCGUGUGAAUGCAUGUUUGAAAAAGGCUCUCCCAGUCAAUGUGAAAUGGCUGCUGUGUGGUUGUCUCUGCUGCUGUUGCACACUGGGUUGCAGCCUGUGGCCCGUUAUUUGUCUCAACAAAAGAACCAGAAGAUCAAUUCAGAAGUUGUUAGAGUGGGAAAAUAACAGAUUAUAUCACAAGCUUGCUUUGCACUGGAAGUUGACUAAAAGGAAAUGUGAAACUAGCAAUAUGAUGGAGUAUGUAAUACUAAUAGAAUUCUUACCAAAAUAUCCCAUAUUCCGACCUGACUGAGGGAUUUUAUUCAGUCACUUCUGUAUUACCUGUCAUUUCCUACCCUUAGUGCCUUGUAGAUGAUUUUGGAAUGAAGAUGGUCUCCUUUGCUGUGUUCAACUUAUUCUUUAUAAUGGUAGAAUAUUCUCCUCACACUUUCAUUUGUGUUGGUUUAAGAAGAAAUUUUGCACAUCUUUUUUGUUAAAUGAGGCUUGUGUUUUGCACUGUCAAUUUUUAAAUAAAUACACACACACACAUACAUAUAUGUAUAUAUAUAUAU